This is a messenger RNA of Micropterus salmoides (largemouth bass), 2294 nucleotides long. Its product is annotated as presenilin-1-like. Lineage: Eukaryota; Metazoa; Chordata; Actinopteri; Centrarchiformes; Centrarchidae. The record is from RefSeq and is a predicted model, not a curated record. Gene Ontology annotation, molecular function: cadherin binding; aspartic endopeptidase activity, intramembrane cleaving; beta-catenin binding. The transcript has 11 exons. Gene Ontology annotation, biological process: negative regulation of apoptotic process; amyloid-beta metabolic process; calcium ion transport. Gene Ontology annotation, cellular component: apical plasma membrane; neuronal cell body; cell cortex. Bases 264 to 1712 code for a protein of 482 amino acids.
UAAACCAGCAAUAUUAUAAUAUAGUGAAACAAACCUGAUCUAAUCUCAAACAACGUUUUGAUCCUGAACGCUCCCUGAAGGUGUGCGAGCAGGAAGUAGCUCCAGCGGCCGGAUGUUCUGUGAGAAGACAGGAACAACAAAGAGCAGAAAGUACCCCGGUUUUAAACCUACUUCAGAACACGUAAGAACACUAAAGCGGGGAAAUUAACUGUUCACAGUAGAAAUUGGUUUGCAUGUGAGGACAAGUGUCGGCCGAGCCAACCAUGGCGAACAAUGCAGAGGAUAUAGAAAACAAUAUGGACCAACAGGAGACCAAUGUUGCCACUGGACCCACCCAGCAGCCGCAGGACGCUGCGGUGGCCAGAGCACGGUCCAGAGGAGGUUCAGGAGCUGGAGGAGGAGGGGGUGAUGGUGGAGGUGGUAAUGGCAAUGGUAGUGGACCGGAGCAGAACGGACAGCCCCCCGUCGCUCGGCCUCCACGUUUGGUGGAGACUGAGGAGGAAGAGGACGAAGAGUUGACCCUGAAAUAUGGGGCCAAGCACGUCAUCAUGCUGUUUGUUCCUGUGACCCUCUGCAUGGUGGUCGUCGUUGCAACCAUAAAGUCUGUCAGCUUCUACACGCAGAAUGACGGGCAGAGACUGAUCUACACGCCGUUCCCUGAAGACACAGACACAGUAGGGCAGAGAGCCCUCAACUCCAUCCUGAACGCCACCAUCAUGAACACUGUGAUCAUCGUCAUGACUUUGGUGCUGGUGCUGUUAUACAAGAACCGCUGCUACAAGGUGAUCCAAGGAUGGCUCAUCCUCUCCUCCCUGCUCCUGCUGUUCUUCUUCUCCUACAUCUACCUCAAAGAGGUUUUCAAGACCUACAAUGUGGCCAUGGACUUCUUUACCCUGGCAAUAAUAAUUUGGAACUUCGGAGUGGUCGGCAUGAUGUGUAUUCAUUGGAAAGGACCGCUGCGGCUCCAGCAGGCCUACCUCAUCAUGAUCAGUGCCCUCAUGGCCCUGGUUUUCAUUAAGUACCUGCCAGAGUGGACCGCCUGGCUCAUAUUAGCCGUCAUAUCUGUCUACGAUCUGUUAGCGGUGCUCUGUCCCAAAGGGCCUCUGAGGAUCCUGGUGGAGACGGCUCAGGAGAGGAACGAACCCAUCUUCCCAGCUCUCAUCUACUCUUCUACAAUGGUGUGGCUCGUCAACAUGGCCGACACUGACAGGCCAAAAAGGAACUCGACAGAAGCAGCAUCACCUCAACAAGAGGCUCAAGAAGCUGUGGCGUCCCCAGCUCCCUCCAGUCUGUCACAGGACGACGGAGGCUUCACCUCCUCCUGGGUCAACCAGCAGGAGCAUCAGCUGGGGCCGAUCCAGUCCACCGAGGAGACCAGACGGGAGAUCCAGCAGAUGCCCUCUGCUCGUCCUCCCGUUGAAGACGAUGAUGAGGAGAGGGGCGUCAAGCUGGGGCUCGGAGACUUCAUCUUCUACAGCAUGCUUGUUGGAAAGGCCUCUGCCACAGCCAGUGGCGACUGGAACACCACGCUCGCCUGCUUCGUAGCCAUCCUCAUUGGCCUGUGUCUGACCCUACUCCUCCUCGCCAUCUUCAAGAAAGCACUUCCCGCUCUGCCCAUCUCCAUUUUUUUUGGCCUGGUCUUCUACUUCGCCACAGACAACUUGGUACAGCCCUUCAUGGACAAGCUGGCGCUACACCAGUUCUACAUUUAGCAGGAUGCUGCCCUCAUAACCCUCACCCACAUAGCCCUCCUUCCAACAACACAAGAGCGGUCCCUUCACAGCCGGGGAACAAAGGGUGAUGCAGGGGCCCCUCCCGCUCCCACAUCCCCUCCUAAGAACUCAUCGUGACGAGACACAAGUUGUUUUUGCUCUGCAUUUUUUCCAGCGCCAACGGAGGGUUAUUCCUCAUGACAGCUGUUCUCAAAGUAUUUUAUUUCUGUUUUUAAACCAAGAAGUGACAUUUCUCGCUCGACUUGGGACCUUUUCUUCAGAUUGGCGUUCACAGGUCUCAGGUUCAAUCAAAGUUAGCGGGAAUUUUUUUAUUUUAUUUAUCCAGGGAAGCUUUACAAGAGGUCAUCUGCUCCUUUUCAGUAGAGCCCUGUUUCACAUUCAUACCUGUACAACCCUGUACAACAACAGUCUUCUACAACUGGGGCUUUACAGAAGGUGCCUUGCUCAGGGACACCUUGGCGGUAGCUGUUGAGCGGAGGGAGAAACUUUCAUCAAACAUCUUCAUUUUUAUGGCUUCAGCUACCACCACCCCCAAAACUAAACCCACGAUUAAAAAAGCCU